Molecule: messenger RNA, 2086 nt
Organism: Amphiprion ocellaris (clown anemonefish)
Lineage: Eukaryota; Metazoa; Chordata; Actinopteri; Pomacentridae
Gene: ccdc28a
Product: coiled-coil domain containing 28A
Exons: 5
Coding region: 1-579 (192 amino acids)
Source: RefSeq, a predicted model, not a curated record
AUGGAGGAGCGGAAGCUAAAGAGAAAAAGUACCAGGAGUACGUCCACCAACCCGGCGGCUCCGACCAGCGGCUCUGGCCGGAAAAACAGCGCUUCGUCCGGGGGACGGCACGUCGGUUACAGCCAUACCACAGGGACGCACUCCAGCCAGAAGAGCAAGCGGAGGGGAGCCAGAGAUAAACCCAGAUAUCAUCAGGGUUUAGGGGGUAAAGCGAAUCAGAAUCAGGGCCAAGCAGCACCCAUCAUCCAGCACUCCUUCCUGACUGAUGUCUCAGACGUACAGGAGAUGGAGAACGGUCUGCUCAGUCUGCUCAACGACUUCCACUCAGGGAAACUACAGGCUUUUGGUAAUGAGUGCUCUAUCGGACAGAUGGAGCAUGUGAGGGAGAUGCAGGAGAAGCUGGCCCGUCUACAGUUUGACCUCUGUGGGGAGGUGGAUGAAAUGCCCGAGGAGCAGAGGAAGGUGGCCCGUGAUACCAACAUGGACAAGCUACUAUUUAAUCUUGAGGAGCUGAGUUCUUCCAUUCAGAAGCUGAAUCUCGCCGACACUCAAGAGAUCCCGAAGACUGCCAGCAUGUGAUUCUUCUCCUCUUGAUGCCACCUGAUCCAACAGUUGUUUUAAUUUCUGCCACCUGCAGGGCCAGCAGUGGAUGGGGUGGAGUGUAACCCAGCUUGCAGACACUUUCUUUGAAGUUUUAUGACAGAAAUGGCACCAGAGCUGUUCAUCCACGGUCCUUGUCUCUGCAGGGGGAUUGAUGCAUUGUUCGGUGGCGGACAGGGAUGCACCGACAGCAUCACUUCUGUAAAGUGGUUCAUAUAGAGGGCCAGUCUCAUCGGAUCCAAGGUGCAAUAGUGAAUUUUUCUUUGAUUGUCAGAGUUAUUGGUGUCAGUAAAGUCUAUGAGACUUUAAGCGAACAGUAUUGUGUAUUUUACAGUUUGACUUUGAUGCAUCCCUGUUACGGCUGUUCUACAUCAGGCACUAAUUCUCUGUCUAGAUUUGCAAUACGUUGCUAACCAAAGUGAUUGUGAUCACCCAAAAGUGAAAUUACUGCAAACCUACUGUUCACUUGUGUCUAACAUCACAAAGAUCUAGAUCUCCAGUGUUCCAAACAUCCAUUUAUUUAUAGUAGUUUCUCAACAUAUAGCUUUUAAACACAAGUGUAUAUCUUAUCUGUGAGAUGCUAAAAAUACCGACACGCAAAAAUAUACAUAUAUGGACAUACACUACCGUUCAAAAGUUUGGGGUCACUCAGACAAUUUCAUGUUUUCCAUGAAAACUCACACUUUUAUUCAUGUGCUAACAUAACUGCACAAGAGUUUUCUAAUCAUCAACUAGCCUUUCAACACCAUUAGCUAACACAAUGUAGCAUUAGAACACAGGAGUGAUGGUUGCUGGAAAUGUUCCUCUGUACCUCUUUGGAGAUAUUCCAUUAAAAAUCAGCUGUUUCCAGCUAGAAUAGUCAUUUACCACAUUAACAAUUUCUAGACUGUAAUUCUGAUUAAUUUAAUGUUAUCUUUAUUGAAAAAAAAUGCUCUUCCUUCAAAAAUAAGGAUAUUUCUAAGUGACCCCAAACUUUUGAAUGGUAGUGUGUAUAUAUACAUAUAUCCCCCCUGAUUAAAAAUCUUUAAAUCAGCCAAACAAUGCCAUGUAAAUGCACAGUAAUUUAGUAGAGUGGUUUUGCAUUUGAUUUCUUGCUGCACGUUUGCAGCCUGAUAGCACCUCCAACACGUUGUUCAGUGUUGAAUAUAUUUGCACAUAUCCAUGCAACAUGAGAACCCAUUGCACAUGAUCACUGGUGUGUUGCUUUGACGCUGGGAAAGACUUAAUCCAAAUGUCGACCUCACGACCAUGCCUUAAUUUUCUUUGUAAUUUAAUCAUUUUUGCCUUAUUGGUUCUAAACCUUUUGGUGAUUUCCAUAGUUUGUGAUGAUUUUAGGUCGUGGCGUUUUAAGAGAAUCACUUGAUGCUGCUUUGAUUGUAAAUCCUGUUUUAUUUUGCCACUGCUUACUUUAAACUAGUGUUGUUGUGGGAUGUGGGGUGUUUCACUGUUAACUUUGAUUUUAACUUAAUAAAUGUGUUUGUCUGAA